Molecule: messenger RNA, 861 nt
Organism: Rhizoctonia solani
Lineage: Eukaryota; Fungi; Basidiomycota; Agaricomycetes; Cantharellales; Ceratobasidiaceae
Product: tspO/MBR-related protein
Exons: 9
Coding region: 1-861 (286 amino acids)
Cellular component (GO): mitochondrial outer membrane
Source: RefSeq, a predicted model, not a curated record
AUGCUCACUUUCGAACCGAAACAUACCCAACCUUUUACAUUCGAGCAUGCAUGCCAGCUUGAUGCUCCUACCAUCUCAGAGGAAAUUUCUCGUUUACACAAUUCGCUGAGGGUGCUAUCCUCAACACAAAAGCAACUCCAGGAGGCUAUGGCCGCAGAGACUACCCCAGAUGUCGACCUUCAAGAAGCGUACCGAGAGAACUUAGAAGUUAUAGGGUCGCAAGAGGAGAGGAUAGUCAUGUUGCGAAAGGCGCUGGAAGCUCGAGGCGCAGCUGUCGCUGAUAAUCCACACUACCAAGAUCAACCUCUCCCUCUCUUGCUCAACCUUCCACGUAACCCAGCUGUAGCUGUGGGACUUCCAAUUAUCUUGGGAUCUUUAAGCGGUUAUCCGACGGCCAAGGUUGUCAAGAGUGGCUGGUACGAGUCUCUGCGCGCGCCCCCAGGAAGGCCUCCGCGCCAAGCGUUUGGGAUUGUCUGGCCAAUACUGUAUGCUUCUAUGGGAUAUGCGUCUCAUCUUGCCAUCAAGACCUAUGACACUAGUCUAUCUCCGGCAAUCAAGGACGCUGCACUUACUGGGUUAAAAAUGUACUGGGUUCAACUCGGACUAAAUCUCGCGUGGACCCCGCUAUUUUUCUUGUGGAAACAGGCAGGCAUAGCAUUGAUUGACAUCGCCGCCCUAACAAGUACAGUCGCUGCCAUGACGCAUACUCUGCACGAACCAACCGGAGGAACUUCUACGUAUCUUUUGGCACCAUAUUGUGCCUGGUUAUCGUUUGCCACUUACCUUAACGGUGGGUACUGGUGGUUGAACCGUGGGACUCCGACCGGGCCAGCAACAUCUUUCCCUCGUCGUGAAGAGUAG